ACAUCAGUUUGUUUCUACAAUCAUCCCAGCCAAGAUGUCUUCCAACAAGUCAAGUAUCCUGCUUCUAGUGGCCUGCUGUCUGGUGGCUUUUGUGUCUGCCUACCCACAGCCAUAUCCCGAGGAGUAUCUGAUGGAUGAACCCGCAGAGGAGUAUCUUACGACUGAACACGCUGAGCUCCUGUUGGCCGAACCCGAGGACUUUCUAGUGGCCGAACCCGAGGAGCUUUUGGUUCGUCGUGCUCGUUCCCCGGAAGGUGGCUCCGUGGUGCUGACCGCCAGCAAGGACAACCAGGUGGGACGCGAGGCCAGUGUCCAGUAUAACCACAAUCUCUACACCAGCCGGGAUGGACGUGGCUCUAUCGAUGCCUAUGCCCAGGCCAGUCGGAAUUUCGACUACAAUCGCAACAACUAUGGCGGUGGCGUUCAGGCAUCUUGGCGCUUCUAAAAAGGGAAUGUAUUACAUUUUGAAGUAUUAAAACAACUCAGCCAUGAUUCAUUUAAAUAAAGAAAAAAGUUAUAGCCAAA
This is a messenger RNA of Drosophila kikkawai, 525 nucleotides long. RefSeq names its product elevated during infection (gene edin). The record is from RefSeq and is a predicted model, not a curated record. NCBI's taxonomy places the organism in Eukaryota, Metazoa, Arthropoda, Insecta, Diptera, Drosophilidae.